Trypanosoma theileri is the source of this 1056-nucleotide messenger RNA. RefSeq lists its product as uncharacterized. Bases 1 to 1056 code for a protein of 351 amino acids. The transcript has a single exon. Lineage: Eukaryota; Euglenozoa; Kinetoplastea; Trypanosomatida; Trypanosomatidae. The record is from RefSeq and is a predicted model, not a curated record.
AUGAUAUCUCGUGUGUUGUGUUUUCUCGCUUUGGUGUUGAGUGUUGCAUCUCUGUGUGUGACAGCUGAGACGGAUUCUUCUCAUGCAGUUGAUUCUGGUAUUACUUGCGCUGAAGGUCAGACUCUUUCUCCUGAUAAUACUUGUAAACCUGCUGGUGCCCUAACACCUCCUCCUCCGCCUCUUCCUGGUGGUAUUCCUUGUAAUGGAGGCACGACUGGUCAAGAGUGUAGUGAUAACCCCGGUAGACCUGAAGCUGGUGUUCCUGAUGAGUGUACGGAACCAUCACGGACAGACAAAUGCGCAACCAUUAGUGAUAUCACUAAAGGCAAUUGUCCUGAUGGAACUGGUCCCUCUUGUUCUCCAACCAGACGAACAGAACAGGGUCCUCAAGGUGAACGAGGCUCUACUGGUACUGCUGGUCCAGCUGCUUCCCCUGGUACUUGUACUGGUGCUGACGGUAGUACUAGCAGUACUUGUUCGAGUACUGCUGGUGGUUCAUCUGGUGGUGGUGAUGGUAAUAAUCAACUUCCCGCGGAAGCAUCUGCACCAUCUGGAACACCAAAACAACCUGCCGGAAGUAAUCCUGAGCAAGGUUCUCAACGUACUUCAGGUGAACCUGGUACUGAAGCUUCUGAUUCUCACGGUAAAGGAGCUGCAGCUGCUGGUGCCGGUUCUGGUGCUGUUGCCUCUGAGGGGAGUGGUAGUGUGCCUGCAGGUGCCCCGCAAUCUGAAGAGAGUGGAAGAAGUGAAAAUGGAGCAGCGACUCCACGUUCUCCUACCACUUCAGACACAGAAGGUGGCAGUGGUUCCAGUGCUGCAACGAAUGAGCACGAACGUACAUCUGCAGAGGGUGAAACAACAGGCACCCAAGAAGGAAAUGUGGGAAAUACAGAUACAACCACCUCCACCACCACCACAACAACAACAACACUUCCUCCUGAACUCUCAAACAACAAGAAGGGUGAUGCAGACAGCAGCAGCAGUAUCAUCAGUUCUGUGUGGGUGCGUGUACCACUACUGAUUGUGGUUACACUGGCCUGUAUUCUUGUGUGCUGA